Molecule: messenger RNA, 1101 nt
Organism: Aspergillus clavatus NRRL 1
Lineage: Eukaryota; Fungi; Ascomycota; Eurotiomycetes; Eurotiales; Aspergillaceae
Product: FAM50/XAP5 family protein
Exons: 3
Coding region: 1-1101 (366 amino acids)
Biological process (GO): chromatin organization
Cellular component (GO): nucleus
Source: RefSeq, a predicted model, not a curated record
AUGCCUCCUUCCGAACAACCCAGCCAAAAUUCGACACCACGGUCGUUCACCAGCCAGACUGUCUCCGCAGAGGAACUCCUCAAGUCGCAAACCGUUGGUCUAGUCCAUCUUUCCGACUUUCGCAAACGUCGCGCAGAGGUUUUGGAGCAGAAGGAACGAGAAGCGCAUGAUAAAUCGCUUGGGAGAGUCACUUCCGGUAAUUCAAGGAGUGCCACUCCAUCGGGGGGCGAUGUAACUGAUGGUGAGGGGCCUUCAAAGAAGAAGAAAAAGAAGCCGCCCACGAAGAGCAAACUGUCUUUUGGUGACGACGAGGAGGAUGACACUGGCGCCGACUCUGCGGCAACACCGCGCGAAUCGACUAUUCCCCGAUCUGCGUCACGAACACCUCUGGAUGAUGGUUCUGCGCCUUCUUCGCGGCGGAUCACACCGAACCCCAACGCACCACCGCCCCCGAAAGCAUUGACAAAAGCGGCAUUGAAAGCUGAGGCUGAAGCGCGGGAUGCUCUCCGCAGAGAAUUCCUGGCUAUGCAGGAGGCAGUCAAAAACACCGAGAUACUUAUCCCGUUUAUCUUCUACGAUGGCACGAACAUACCUGCGGGAACGGUCAAAGUUAGAAAGGGCGACCCGGUCUGGUUGUUUCUGGAUCGUUGUCGCAAGGUUGGUGCCGAGUUAGGCGUCGGUGGUGCCAGCGGCGCGACCAAGGGUCGGAAAGACAACCGGCGCGAAUGGGCCAGAAUCAGUGUUGAUGACCUUCUGCUGGUCAAGGGCGAGAUAAUAAUUCCUCACCAUUACGAGUUCUACUACUUCAUAGCCAACCGGAUCCCGAGCUUCUCAAAUACGGGAGGCCUGUUGUUCGACUAUUCGGAUAAGCCCGCUGCUGCAGCCUCCUCCGACAAUCCUCUGUCGCGACCGGACAAUGAUCAAUUGGAGGGUGCGGAUAAGGAUCCUUCACUAACCAAGGUGGUCGAUAGACGGUGGUAUGAACGAAACAAGCAUAUCUUUCCCUCCAGCUUAUGGCGAGAGUAUGAACCAGGACCUGAGUUUGAGGAGAAGAUGCGCACGACGCGGCGUGAUACCGAAGGCAAUACCUUCUUCUUCUAA